AUGACCGCCUUUGCUACUGCAGCAGUUCUCUCUUUGCCCAUUUCUCUAUGUAGAUCAUCUAAGCUCAACUGUAAAAAGGGUGUUAGAGGAGGGUUUGGGGUGUUUGCAGUAUUACGGGAGGAAGGUGGGUUUUUAGAUAAGAAGAGUACAUGGGGUCCACUCUUCGAUGUGGAGGAUCCAAGGUCUAAGAUGCCACAGUUUAAAGGGAAGUUCUUGGAUGUUUAUCAAGCACUUGAAGUGGCGAGAUAUGAUAUUCAGUACUGUGAUUGGCGAGCUCGGCAAGAUCUGCUUACUAUCAUGAUCCUUCAUGAAAAGGUCGUGGAAGUUCUAAAUCCCUUAGCUCGUGAUUACAAGUCUAUUGGCACCAUGAAGAAGGAACUUGCGGAGUUGCAAGAUGCGUUGGCCCAAGCACACAGACAGGUUCAUAUAUCUGAAGCAAGGGUUUCUACUGCUUUAGAUAAACUAGCUUACAUGGAAGAAUUGGUUAAUGAUAAGCUGUUACAAGACAGAAACCCAGUAGAGCCUGACCAAGCAUCCCCUUCUUCCAGCACUUCAACUCAAUCUCUGGAUACUGUAAAAGAGAUGCUGCCCCGGAAAAACUUGAACGUGUCAGGUCCAGUUCAACCUUACCAUCCCCGCCUUAAGAAUUUCUGGUAUCCUGUUGCUUUCUCCACUGAUCUGAAGGAUGACAUCAUGAUUCCAAUUGAUUGUUUCGAGGAAUCAUGGGUCCUCUUUCGUGGAAAAGAUGGGAAACCAGGAUGCGUUCGGGACACCUGUGCACAUCGGGCAUGUCCUCUUCACCUUGGUUCAGUGAAUGAGGGUCGAAUCCAAUGUCCUUACCAUGGUUGGGAAUACUCAACAGAUGGAAAAUGCGAGAAAAUGCCUUCCACGAGAUUACUUAACGUGAAGAUAAAAUCAUUGCCAUGUUUUGAGCAAGAAGGUAUGAUCUGGGUUUGGCCUGGUAGUGACCCUCCUGCAGCAACGCUUCCUUCAUUACAACCUCCUCCAGGUUUUCAAGUCCAUGCUGAGAUUGUGAUGGAACUUCCGGUGGAACAUGGCCUACUUCUGGAUAAUCUUUUAGAUCUUGCACAUGCUCCUUUUACUCACACAUCCACCUUUGCCAAGGGUUGGGCCGUUCCCAGCUUGGUGAAAUUUUUAACGCCUGCAUCUGGCCUCCAAGGGUAUUGGGACCCUUAUCCGAUAGAUAUGGAAUUUCAACCACCUUGCAUGGUGCUAUCAACCAUUGGGAUCUCAAAGCCUGGAAAACUAGAGGGGCAAACCACCAGGGAGUGUGCAACUCACCUUCACCAACUUCAUGUUUGCUUGCCUUCCUCAAGAAAUAAGACUAGGUUACUAUACAGAAUGUCACUGGAUUUUGCUCCCGUGCUGAAGCACGUUCCUUUCAUGCAUUACCUAUGGAGACAUUUUGCUGAACAGGUCUUGAAUGAGGAUCUACGACUUGUCCUCGGGCAGCAAGAGAGAAUGAUCAACGGUGCCAAUGUGUGGAAUUGGCCAGUAUCUUAUGAUAAACUAGGAGUAAGAUACAGAUUAUGGAGAGAUGCUGUUGACAAAGGAGCAAGGCAAUUACCCUUUGGCAAAUCAACGUGA
Molecule: messenger RNA, 1608 nt
Organism: Dovyalis caffra
Lineage: Eukaryota; Viridiplantae; Streptophyta; Magnoliopsida; Malpighiales; Salicaceae
Source: the annotation of a GenBank genome assembly